Messenger RNA from Coffea arabica (coffee), 3687 nucleotides. The record is from RefSeq and is a predicted model, not a curated record. Lineage: Eukaryota; Viridiplantae; Streptophyta; Magnoliopsida; Gentianales; Rubiaceae.
CCCUCGAAAAAAGAAACCGGAUUCUCUCUCUCUCUCUCUCUCUUCUGUGUCCCAGAGGUAGAAUGCGGCGCGGCUCAAAACCCCAACCUUUCAGAAAACCUCAGCAAGAAACCCAUUACCCUCUACUCUCUACCCCUAAACCGUGUUUAAACUAGAAGAAUAUUAAAGCAAGCACUGCAUUAAUCACUCGUUAGCUCACAAGUCUUCUUUUUCUGCCGAACCCCUCUUUCUUUUCCCUUCUUUUUUGUUGUUCAGUUAGCCUCAGUCUCCUUAUGCCCUUCAUACUAAGCCCUUUCAACAACAACCUGCAUCUCUGUUUCUGGCAAUGAGCUCCUGCUAAAUCUCCAUUGGUAAAGCAUAUAUUGGCGCCUGCAGGGGAAUAAAUGGAUGCCAAUACUAAAGCUUCUAAGCAGAGUGGGGAAAUCAGCAUGGCAGAAAACAAGAAAACAUCAGGUGAAGUGGUUGUGCCUAUCUCUGGCGAUGAAAAAGAUCCUAAGAAACCACCUCCAGCUGCUUCACCGGUGAGGGCAUCAGUUGAUUCUCCUUCAGGUGCUCAAAGGGCCGUGCCUGUAAGUUUUUCUUCCCCUGAAGCUGCUAGCUAUAGUCCAAGCGCCAAUAAGCCUCCAAAAAUUCCCACAACUGAUACCCUCACUAGGAGAAAAUCAAUUGCAAGGUCUGUCUACUCGAAACCCAAAUCAAGAUUUGGUGAACAAUCUGUCCCUGUUGAUACUAACAUGUUUGAUGAGGAUAUUUCUAUAAUUCAAGAGCAUGCUGAACCAAGUUGCAGUUCACCUUACAGAAAUUUAUCUAAUCAGCCUUCACCUAAUGAUAAAAUGGGUUCCAGUAAUGCCAACACAUUAAAAGAGACUAUUAGGAAUGUACCAAUUACCCCCAAGACACCGUUGAUGGCAUCACCUGGUGGUUUUGGAGGAGCAGAUGAGGAUGAGGAGAUAUAUAAGAAAGUGAGUCUCCGGAACAAAUUAAGAUAUCACAGAGUGAAAGUCAAGGUUUUGAUUGAAUGGUUUGUGUUUGCCUGCAUUUUGGGAUGUUUCGUAGCUAGCUUGACUGUUCAUAAGCUGCGACAGUGGACAAUUUGGGGGCUGGAGAUUUGGAAAUGGUGUGCUCUUGUAAUGGUGACUGUUAGUGGCAUGUUAUUUACAAAGUGGCUUGUUCUUUUUGCUGUGCUGUUGAUUGAGCUGGCCUUUUUGUUGAGAAAGAAGGUAUUGUAUUUUGUGUAUGCUUUGCGGAAGAGUGUGCAGUUCUGUAUGUGGUUGAGUUUGGUUCUUCUCACUUGGGUUCUGCUAUUCAGGAGAGGCGUCGAGCGAUCCCGCCUUGCCACAAAGAUUUUGGAUUACAUUACUUGGACAAUGGUAACUUUCCUCAUAGGGGCAUUCUUGUGGCUCUUGAAGACUCUGCUGCUAAAGAUUUUGGCAUCUUCUUUUCAUGUUAAUGCUUUCUUUGAUAGGAUUCAAGAAUCAGUCUUCCAUCAAUACAUUUUACUAACACUAUCUGGGCCUCCAGUUAUGGAGUCGGCUCAAAUGCUUGGCAGAGCAAAUAGUACCGUCAGUCAAUUUAGCUUCAGGAGAACAAAGGCAGGGAAAGAUGGAAAGGAAAAGAAGGAAAAAGCAGUUAUUGAUAUAAAUAAGCUUCAUCAGAUGAAACGUGAAAAGGUCACAGCUUGGACCAUGAAAAUGUUAGUGGAUGUCAUAUCUAAUACAGGUCUAACAACCUUCUCUGGUACCCUUGGCGAAAGUGUUUAUGAUGGAGGAAAUGAGCAAUCCGACAAGGAAAUUACUAAUGAAGAGGAAGCAAUUGCAGCAGCCUAUCACAUUUUCAGAAAUGUAGCUCAGCCUGGUUGCAGGUACAUUGAUGAGAUGGAUCUAAGGAGAUUCAUGAUUAAAGAAGAGGUGGAUAUUGUCUUACCAAUGAUCGACGUGGCUGAGACUGGACAGAUUGACAGGAAAGCUCUGACACACUGGGUGGUAAAAGUUUAUAACGGUCGUAAAGCCUUGGCGCAUGCUUUAAAUGACACUAAAACUGCUGUGAAGCAGUUGGGCAAGCUUUUUACGGCAAUCUUAAUUAUCAUAAUAAUAAUCAUAUGGCUUCUUUUAAUGGAAAUAGCAACGACCAAAGUGCUUGUCUUUCUGUCAUCACAGCUUGUGUUGGCAGCUUUUAUGUUUGGGAAUACUUGCAAGACUAUCUUUGAAGCUAUUAUAUUUGUGUUUGUGAUGCAUCCUUUUGAUGUUGGUGAUCGUUGCGUAGUCGAUGGUGUCCAGGUAACUUUGAUGAUCUGUUUAGCUUUCUCUGCUAAUGAGCUCUUUAUGAAUGUUUUUUCUUACCUUAAACUCUUACAGAUGGUAGUAGAGGAGAUGAAUAUCUUAACAACUGUCUUUCUCCGCUACGACAAUGAGAAGAUAUACUAUCCAAAUUCUGUUUUGGCUUCCAAGCCAAUCAGCAAUUUUUAUAGAAGCCCUGACAUGGGUGAUUCCCUUGAGUUCUCUAUUGAUUUCAAGACACCACUGGAAUUGAUAGGAACUCUAAAAGACAAAAUAAAGAAGUAUUUGGAGAAAAAUCCGUCGUAUUGGCAUCCUAAUCACAGUGUGGUGGUAAAGGAGAUUGAGAAUGUGAACAAGAUAAAGAUGGCUAUUUUUUUCAACCAUACAAUGAACUUUCAGGACUAUGGGGAGAAGAACAGGCGGAGAUCUGAAUUGGUUCUAGAGAUUAAGAGAAUUUUUGAGGAGCUAAAAAUCAAAUAUGACCUCCUUCCGCAAGAAGUUCACCUUGUUGAAUCAAAAUCAGUAACAACUGGGAGCAGCAGAUGACCUUAUCUUCUUUCUCAAAAAUCAGUUUGUCUCUGACAUGUUGGAAGGGAGCAGUUCACUUAUAGGUGACAUUUCCAGGGUAAACAGCAGUUCACUUUCAUGUAUUUCUGCUAGGGGCUGAUUAUACUUUCACGUUCUUCAUUAUGUUGCAGAUACCUGUGGUUGAAGAAAUGAGAAGCUUACUUUCUUGCUGUUAGUGGUCUUUAGUUGAGCUAAAAGCAAUGGCGGAAGAGUAUCCAUCUUUACUAAAUUUUGAGGGAUUAAUGGCUUACCUGAAACACAAGACAUUUCUACUGGCACAUUUAUGUGACUAAAUGGGAGGAGUAGAAUUGUAUUUCGAAACUAAUCUAUUGUUAGUAGCCUGCUAUUGCAGUAGAAUGAUCUCAUAUAAAGCUUCUUGUGGAACCACGAUUGGAAACUCCAUGUUAUACAUGUUCCUAACUCAGAAUGCUUCCAGUUUUAAGUCCCUGGAGUCUUGCUACGAGGUGGCAGCUGCUGCAGGCUAAGGCGUUCAACGAUCUGGUUCGCUGCUUCUAAAGUGCCUAGCUAGUACCAUCAUCAGAGAUUCAAAUAAAUCAUGAGAGAUUGGCAAAUGAGUCGAAUCAUAUACUCAAGAAGUUUAUUACUAGUUUAUUAGAGCAAAUCUAAAGGGUCGACAAUUAUCAAGUGGAUCGGUAACUGAGAUCAGCAAUGGUUUCCACACCUUGCAUUGGUAUUUUGAAAUGAAAUUCUUAGGUUUGUGGGGUAAAUUCAGCUAAUCUUGCUAAAUGAGGUUCUAAUGUUUCCUAAUUAAGUCAGCUUAAUUAUGAAUUCAUUCAUUUCAGUCCUUUGAUUUUUGUUAUAUAUCUAAGUUUCCAACCGAAAA